CAGCUCAUCUCUGAAUUAACUCUUUUCUUUUAUUUAAUGCACUAACAAAAUAUUUGGAUUUGUAUAAAGAAAGAAACUUUAUAUUAUUAAAGUAAUACUAAAAGAUACCAACUUGGAUUGGAUCUAAUUUUAAUCUUAACCUAAUCCCACUGAAACAGAUCAUCCUUACAUCAAACCCAGAUCCACAAAUUGUUUUCAAAAGCUGUUUUCUGUUUUCUAUAGAGCUCUGCAAGUCUUAAAUUAACUCUUUAUUUGUUGGUUCUAUAUUUGGAAAGCCUAUUUUUUGGUAAGUUUUUAUUUAUGGAAAGUUCAAGAGGAAGGAGAGUGGAUAAAAGAGGUUAUGAGCAGAGUGUUGAAGAUGAAAACGGCCAUUUGCCUGAUCCUAAGAAGCCAAAGAUGCCUGCUUUAGCCAGUGUUAUUGUGGAAGCUUUAAAGGUUGAUAGUUUGCAAAGGCUUUGCUCAACUUUGGAACCUUUGUUCCGCAGAAUUGUUAGUGAAGAGGUGGAACGCGCUUUAACGAGAAUGGACCAUGCUCAGUUAACUGCAAGCAGAUCACCGCCAAAGCUACAAGGUCCAGAGGGGAAAAAUCUACAGCUUCAUUUCAAAACAAGGAUGCCGCCUCACUUGUUCACGGGCGGGAAGGUUGAGGGGGAACAAGGAGCAGCUAUCCAUAUUGUCCUGAUAGAUGCAAGCACAGGCACUGUUGUGCAAGCUGGACCGGAAUCAGGAGCCAAACUAAAUGUAGUGGUUCUUGAGGGUGACUUCAAUGAGGAAGCUGAGGAAGAUUGGACCCUCGAACACUUUGAAAGUCAUGAAGUAAAGGAGCGAGAAGGGAAAAGGCCUCUACUGACGGGGGAUCUGCAGGUGACUCUCAAGGAAGGGGUAGGAACUCUUGGUGAUCUUAUUUUCACAGAUAAUUCUAGCUGGAUAAGGAGCAGAAAGUUCAGGCUCGGUGCGAAGGUUGCUUCUGGGAUGUACGAAGGUAUUCGUGUUCGUGAAGGAAAAACGGAGGCAUUUGCUGUUAAAGAUCACAGGGGAGAAUUAUACAAGAAGCACUAUCCGCCUGCUUUAAAUGAUGAAGUUUGGAGAUUGGACAGAAUAGCCAAGGAUGGAGCUCUGCACAAAAAACUGGUGAAGGCUCAAAUUGCAACAGUCGAAGAUUUUCUUCGGCUCCUUGUCAGGGAUCCACAGAAAUUGAGAAGUAUCCUCGGAAGUGGAAUGUCCAAUAGGAUGUGGGAGAAUACUAUGGAGCAUGCUAAGACCUGCGUCUUGGGAGGAAAGCUUUAUGUUUAUUACACAGAUGCGGUUCAUAGCACAGGCGUCGUUUUUAACAACAUUUAUGAACUCAGAGGCCUUAUUACGGAAGGACAAUUUCUCCCUUUGGAAUCUCUUACUCAUGGUCAAAAGGUUUCAGUGGAUUCUCUAGUGAAGCGAGCAUAUGAAAAUUGGCAUCAGGUCAUAGAGUACGACGGCAAAGUUCUGAACUCCCUAAGUAGUACUAACAAUGGAAAAAGAGCUUUGGUGGCACCUACGAUAGACAACUUUGAGACAAAUCACUAUAUUACUUCUAACCAAAAUAGGCAGCACCACUAUAUCUCUUCAGAACCAGGUCCGGAAAGCCAAGCUGUAAAUAACCAUCCAUCAGUUCCUCAGUUGAUUGAAUUUCCUUUUGUGAGAUCGGAUAAUAGUGCAAUCAUGACAUUGAAUAAUCCACAAGCAGAAUUCGCUGGCGUAAUGGAUCACAUGUCAGUUGGAACUCCUGGAGUUGGGGGUGCUUAUUAUUCAGGAGACUGGACUCGACCAAGAAAUGGGCAAGGAAUGGAAGAUUUCUUUGCGGAAGAAAUUCGUGUUAGGAGUUCAGAGAUGUUAGAGGGUGAUGAUAUGCAAAGACUGUUAAAAUCAUUUGGUAUGGGAAGUGGUUUUGGUCAUUCUGAUGAAGCGUGUUAUUCUUACAGCAUUCAAGGGUAUGAACCUCAGAUGGAUCACUCAUUCACUCAGGAACGCGGUAGGGGAUCAGGGAAGGCUGUCGUUGGGUGGCUUAAGUUGAAAGCAGCGUUACGGUGGGGGAUAUUUAUAAGGAAAAAAGCUGCAGAGAGAAGAGCUCAAUUAGUUGAGCUUGACUGAAGCUAAUUUGACAUAAAAUUCUUUGUUUUAACUGUUGAGAAGACAAAAGGUGAAUAUUUAAAUUUAUGUUAGAUGAAACUGAUAAAUGAUGUACAACUCCAGUUUUUUCUUGUAUUUGCCUACAUUUCCUCGUAGGCCAAAGAAAACAAAGGUGAAGAACAAUGAAUUACAAUGACAAAAAAAGUUUGUUGGCCAUUGUAAA
This is a messenger RNA of Mercurialis annua (annual mercury), 2326 nucleotides long. Its product is annotated as calmodulin-binding protein 60 F-like. Gene Ontology annotation, molecular function: calmodulin binding; sequence-specific DNA binding; DNA-binding transcription factor activity. Gene Ontology annotation, cellular component: nucleus. The transcript has 7 exons. The coding region runs from base 301 to 2124 and encodes 607 amino acids. The record is from RefSeq and is a predicted model, not a curated record. NCBI's taxonomy places the organism in Eukaryota, Viridiplantae, Streptophyta, Magnoliopsida, Malpighiales, Euphorbiaceae. Gene Ontology annotation, biological process: regulation of salicylic acid biosynthetic process.